Molecule: messenger RNA, 2418 nt
Organism: Paramecium tetraurelia
Lineage: Eukaryota; Ciliophora; Oligohymenophorea; Peniculida; Parameciidae
Exons: 7
Biological process (GO): brassinosteroid mediated signaling pathway
Molecular function (GO): phosphoprotein phosphatase activity; protein binding
Source: RefSeq, a predicted model, not a curated record
AUGAGUAAUUUUGAAAAGGUUGAGGCAUUUGGACAAUUGCCCCAAGCCAGAUUUGGACACACGAUAACAUACAUAGCAAAGGGCAAGGCGAUAUUAUUCGGAGGGGCAACAGGAGACACAGGGAAAUAUAGUAUUACAGGAGAUACAUUCUCGUUCGACAUGUAAAGCAAAUAAUGGAAGAGAAAAAGAGUAGUGUAGGGUACAGCACCAUCUCCUCGAGCAGCACAUUCAGCAGUGUGUGUUGAUAUAAAUUAAAUCGUGAUUUAUGGAGGAGCCACAGGAGGUGGCAGUUUGGCAUCAGAUGACCUCUAUUUAUUGGAUCUGAGAUCGAACGACGAUUUAGGCUAAUGGACAGUCGUGCCAGUUGUGGGAACUACACCAGGCAGGAGGUAUGGACACACUCUAACCUUUACAAAACCAUUCCUGAUAGUCUUUGGAGGCAAUACAGGACAGGAGCCAGUCAACGAUUGCUGGUGUGUUAAUGUAGAGAAGAGUCCCAUCACUUGGGUGAGAUUGGAAUGCAAAUCAGAAUAGCCAUUGGCACGAGUAUAUCAUUCAGCUAGCAUUUGCACUAAUGGCAGUGCUAAUGGGAUGGUUGUGGCAUUUGGAGGACGUUCAAAUGAUCAAUAAGCAUUGAACGAUGCCUGGGGAUUGAGAAGACAUCGAGAUGGAAGAUGGGAUUGGGUCAAAGCUCCUUAUAAAAUUGACAAAGAAUAGCCAGUUGGCAGAUAUCAACACACUACAUUGUUCGUUUACAGCAUGCUCGUUGUUAUUGGGGGUAGAACUGGAAAUGUUGGAGAGACCUUAACCAUUGAUGUUUAUGACACUGAAACAUCAGAGUGGUCUAAAUUCAAUAGCAUUUAGAGAUUCAGACAUUCCUCAUGGUUAGUAGACACAAGUAUCUUUGUCUACGGAGGAUUUGAAUUAGAUUCACCUAACAUCCCAACUGAUAUCAUUUCUAAGAUCAAUUUAAAUAGAUUACUAUUGCCAAGUGAAACUUUAACUAAUAAAUUAGCAUAAUAUCAACAUGCUUAAAGAAAUGUAUCACCUCAAUCAUUAUCGCCUUAAAUGACUCCCAUAUCACCAGAUACUUAGGCAUCCCCUUUGAAUAGUUCCUUGAUUCAAAAGAAACCAGGUUAAACCGCUUAGAAUACUCAAAAAUAAUAGAAACCAUUUGCUUAAAAUUAAACUGAUAAAUCACAGUUUAAAUUUAUCAAUUAGGCUGUUGUUGCUGAAGAAAGUAGGGAUUCUAAAGCCCCUAAUAGAAAACCAAGAGUGCCCUAAAGUGCAUAAGAAAAUAAUAUUGCUCAUCUAUUCAUAAGCACCUUAUUAUAGCCUAAGACUUUCAUCAAUAUCUCUGAAAAUGCUAAGUUUUUAUUCCAGGCUUAACAUAUACUUAUGUUAUGUGACUAAGCAGAAGCAGUUCUAAAGGAACAACCUAUGGUGUUAAGAUGCAAAGCUCCAAUAAAGAUUUUUGGAGAUAUUCAUGGAUAAUAUUCAGAUCUAAUGAGAUUCUUUGAUUUGUGGGGAUCUCCAUUUGUAGAUGGCAAAGAUAGCGACAUAGAAGCAUUUGAUUAUUUGUUUCUGGGAGAUUUUGUGGAUAGAGGUAAUCAUUCUUUGGAAACCAUUUGUUUAUUGUUGGCUUUAAAGGUAAGAUUUCCAGAAUCAAUUCAUUUGAUUAGAGGAAAUCAUGAAGACAAGUGGAUUAACAAUGGAUUUGGAUUUUCAGAGGAAUGUGCUUAGAGAUUAGGCGAGGAUCCUAAUGAUGAAGAUUCAGUAUUUGCAAGAGUCAAUAGACUUUUUGAAUGGUUGCCAUUGGCUGCCAUAGUUGAGGACAAGAUCAUUUGUCUUCAUGGAGGAAUAGGCAGUCAAUUAAAUUAUGUGGCUGAAAUAGAGAAUCUGUAAAGACCUUUGGAAGUGAUUCAUGAAGUCACUACACCAGAACAAUAAUUAGUAGUUGAUAUUUUAUGGUCAGAUCCUACUGAUACAGAUUAAGACUUUGGAAUCUAACCAAAUAUUAUUAGGGAUCCUGCAGGUACUGGAAAUAUAGUAAAAUUUGGACCAGAUAGAGUUAUAAAUUUCCUUAUUAAAAAUAAUCUUUCUCUUAUUAUUCGUGCUCAUGAAUGUGUUAUGGAUGGCUUUGAGAGAUUCGCUGGAGGUCAAUUACUAACUGUUUUCAGUGCAACAGAUUAUUGUGGUAGACACAAGAAUGCAGGUGCCGUGCUUAUUCUUAAAAGAAACUUAGAGAUUGUGCCAAAAUUGAUAUACCCCUAAAAUCUGAAUGCUCACAAUUGGAUUGAGGAUGAGGAAGCAUUAAAGAAGAGACCACCUACACCACCUCGUUGGAAAAAUUAAGGUCAACGUAGAAGUUAUGAUUGACUUUUAUGUAAUCGUUUUAUUCAUAAAUUUUGUAAAAAA